This is a messenger RNA of Siniperca chuatsi (mandarin fish), 1410 nucleotides long. RefSeq names its product phosphatidylethanolamine binding protein 1 (gene pebp1). NCBI's taxonomy places the organism in Eukaryota, Metazoa, Chordata, Actinopteri, Centrarchiformes, Sinipercidae. Gene Ontology annotation, biological process: negative regulation of MAPK cascade. The record is from RefSeq and is a predicted model, not a curated record. The transcript has 4 exons. Bases 675 to 1160 code for a protein of 161 amino acids.
AAGCAGGACACUUGCCCGAUAGGAGUUGUUGCCAGGCAGCGUGGAGUUGCACAGGUAGCUACCCUCAUCUCCAGGCAUCACGCCCCUGAUGUUCAGACUCCCAUCAUGCAGCACUGUGAGGCGCUGUCCGGCGGGUGAAGGGCUCGGCGAGGAACCGACACCUCGACUGACUUCUCGUCCAUUUUUCAUCCAUGUCGUUAAAGUCGGUGUUACAUUACCGUCGGUGUAACACGGAAGUAGAGCGAUAUCGCCCGGUGCGGCCGUCAGGGCCGUUCCGGUGGAGCCAUUAACCGAAACUGCCGCUUUGACCAGAAGAGGGAGAAAAAUAGAAAAACACCGUGAGGAGGACUUUCAGACUCACCUGUGUUACCUGUCUGUCUGGUCGCAGUAAAAACUCACCUGUUGCAGAUAAACACAGUUGUAGAAGCGCUACAGUUGCGACUGUCUUCAUGUUAACUUUCCAAAUAGCUACAUCGCCCUCAAACAAAAGUGAACAUAAGGUUUCUAACCCAAACCUGUGUGACUAGUCCACCUGUGUGAGCACGUCUGUAACACACAGCAGCACAGUGGACACCAGCACGCCCAUUAUAAACCUUAGAAAGACUACAGUGUAAGCAGAGGUGACCAGUCUGACAUGAUGUGACUUCUGGCGGACGUGCUUUGUUUACUAGAGCAUGCUGAUCCGGAACCUUUGGCACGAUAAACCACACCCUGACCUCACCUUGUUAAAGGUGCAGAAUCGUCCCACCGGCAUCGAGUGGGAAGGAUGUGACUCCAGUAAGAUGUACACUUUGGCCUUGACCGACCCUGAUGCUCCCAGCAGGAAAGACCCCAAAUUCAGGGAGUGGCACCACUUUCUGGUGGUCAACAUGAAAGGGAAUGAUGUGUCCUCUGGCUGCGUCAUGUCGGACUACGUGGGAUCUGGUCCUCCCAAGGGCACAGGUCUCCACAGAUACGUGUGGCUGGUGUACGAGCAGCCAGGCAGCCUGUCCUGUUCUGAGACCGUCCUCACUAACCGUUCCGGAGACGGCCGCGGCAAGUUCAAGAUCAAGAGCUUCAGGCAGAAAUACGACCUGGGAGCCCCGGUGGCGGGAACCUGCUACCAGGCCGAGUGGGACGACUACGUCCCCAAACUGUACGAGCAGCUGGCCGGAAAAUAAAUAAAAAGACUCAACUCCAGAGCGUUCUGCACUAGGAAUUCCCACAGAGGCUGCUGGUCUGUAGGAUAUUCCCAUUCUUGCAAGAAGCAAAAAAAACCCAACAGUAACAAAGCAUUUUUUUUUUUUUAGUGUGCCACUGAAUAUUUUUUUUUUCUCCCCACUGUUGCCUACCCAUGCUGUGACACACAUAACCGCUCCUCUCAAUGACGUCACCUGCACUAUUCUGCAAUAAAUCUGUUAAACACUGAAA